AUGACCGAACCCUUCAACAUAGACGAGAUCAAGCAAGCAGUUUUCCAACUCGGGGGCGACAAAGCACCGAGUCCUGAUGGCUUCCCACUACGGUUCUACCAAGUUCGCUGGGACACGGUCAAGGAGGAUAUCAUGCGAUUAUUUCAAGAGAUGUUUGAGGGGAGGCUAUCCACCAACCCGAUCGAUUAUACUUACAUCUGCCUUAUCCCUAAGAAGGAGGGGGCCACGAGGGCCAACGAUUAUAGGCCUAUCAGCUUACUGAACGGUAUCCAAAAGAUUUUGUCUAAAGUGUUGGCAAAUCGCCUCGAACAGGUCAUGGAUAAUCUGAUCUCCCCUUCACAGUCUGCUUUCCUGAAGGGAAGGAAUAUCACCGACGCUUAUGUCACAGUAGCCGAACUCCUCAGCUGGGGUAAUAAGAAAGCUAUUGAGGGGGUCACUGUAAAAGUAGACUUUGAAAAGGCGUAUGACAGAAUUGAUUGGAGCUUUCUCUUCCGUAUCCUUCGGUGGUGGGGCUUCGACGACAAGUGGUGCGGUUGGAUCGAACAGUGCGUGUGUCACGCGAAGGCCGCAAUACUGAUUAACGGAGAGGCGACCAACUGGAUCAAGACCAAAAGAGGAGUUCGGCAAGGGGAUCCGCUCUCCUCGUUUCUUUUUUUGCUGGUGGCCGAGUGCUUGUCCCGCUUGACUAAUGAGGCGAUACGCAACAACCUCCUCAAAGUGUUCAAGGCACCGAAUUGGGCGAUCAAGCGCAUAGAAGCUCUUCGCCGAGACUUUUUCUGGACUAGUGGACUCAACUCUGCUGGCAAAGGAUGCUUAUUAGCUUGGAAGAAUAUCUGUAAAAGCAAGCGAGAAGGUGGUCUAGGCAUCCUGGAUGUAGGGGCCAUGAACUGUGCCCUUCUCACCAAAUGGUGGUGGAAGUUUCAACAGGCGCCACAUCUACAGUGGAAUAGGGUAAUUCGAGAUCUCUACUACAUAAGGAGAAGACCUUUGAUGGAGGGCAGGUCAUUUAGGCCCCAGUCCCAUUGGUGGAAGGGAGUACUUAGCCUCAAAUCCAUUUUCAAAUGGGGAUCCACCUACAAAUUAGGCAAUGGAAAUUCUAUCGACUUUUGGCUUGACCGCUGGUGUGGGGAAACCACACUAGGCAGCGCGUUCCCGAAGAUCUACCAGAUAUCUAACAGAAGAUAUCUGAAGGUCAGCGAGGUCUUAACAGAAGACGGUUGGAACUGGAAUGGGAUUUUCGGCAUUGACUCUGAAAUUUUAAUAGGGCUCGAAGACGACAUUGCAGAGCUGAAGGAUAGGUUAUCACAUUUUUAUCUUGGCCAAAGUCCGGACCAGAUAUUUUGGCGGUGGAGUUCAAAUAGGCUAUUCUCGGUGAAAUCGACUUAUCUAGCGCUAACCGACGGGGGAACAAGGGAUCCGGGUCUUAACGAGAUCUGGGGACUCCAUAUUCCUCUUAAAGUCAAAGUAUUCUGUUGGCUCGCUCUUAAGAAGAGGCUCCCCACAACCGACUUACUGGCGAAGCGUGGCUGGGUCGGAAAUACCGUUUGUGUACUUUGCGGAGUGGAAGACGAAUCCGUCGAUCACCUGUUCACGAGGUGUGUAUUUACUAAGUUCAUUAUUGUGAUGGAAGUGACCGGUAUACAGGUGACAGACCUGGAUAAUGAUGUAAUUCGGGUUUGGGAAAUAUAG
This is a messenger RNA of Ananas comosus (pineapple), 1689 nucleotides long. RefSeq lists its product as uncharacterized. The transcript has 2 exons. The coding region runs from base 1 to 1689 and encodes 562 amino acids. Lineage: Eukaryota; Viridiplantae; Streptophyta; Magnoliopsida; Poales; Bromeliaceae. The record is from RefSeq and is a predicted model, not a curated record.